AAUGUGCACCUCAGUUGAGGUCAGCCCUCUUAUUAUGGAGAACAUUUGGUAUCAUUGUGUGUUUUUGAGACAUCAAUGAAGAUCUUCUCUGUACUGAUUGGUAAAACUAUCAAAAGCAAGCCAUCAGUUAUUCAAUUUGAUCUUUGAACUUUAUAACAACACAUCAUAAAUCUGAUAAGAGAAAUCAACAGUGGAUAUAAACAGAUAUUAAAAUCAUACCGGAGCAAGUAAUGGGUCAAUGGACGAAUCGAAUGUGUAGAUUCUCUCCAAUCAGUUAUCGGAUUUUAAUGUAAAUUUAAGUGGACUUUUUUUUUUACACCUUCAUCGUUUCAUUAAUGCUUUAUUUUCUAUAUUUUACCAUGCAUCUACUCGUUCUAGCUCUCCAGUAUUUUUGCUUAUCUCCUACUUUCUCUCAGUAGUCAAAUCCAGAGUAGUUUAAACGACAGUGAUCUGUGGUUGAUGCCUUUGGUCUGUGUAAACAGAGAUCAGGUCAAAGUUCAGCUUCCUGAGCAAAGUUUCCUGCAUUUGAGUUGCACGGGAGAAGGGCUUUCCUUAACAUCUGAACAGAAUGAGGAUGCUGCACAGAGCCUCGUCACUCAUCCUGAGAAGAGGAAUUGCAACGUUUCAUAGCAGAUUGUGCAAAAGUGGCAGCCUCUUCAGAGUUCAUCCAUCUGUAUCGAAGGCGCUAGCAGAACACAAACCGGUGGUUGCACUCGAGAGCACCAUCAUCACACAUGGCAUGCCCUAUCCACACAACCUGAGCACGGCCAAGCAGGUGGAGGCCAUUGUGAGGGCUGAAGGAGCCACUCCAGCCACGGUCGCCGUGAUCGAGGGUGAAGUGCAUGUCGGUCUGUCGCCAGAGGAGCUCGAACACCUCGCCCUCUGCAAGAGCGCCCUGAAAGUGUCCCGGCGUGAUCUGCCCUACGCCGUGAGCCAAGGUCUCUCUGGGGGAACGACGGUGUCGGCCACGAUGAUCGCAGCACAUCGAGCCGGCAUCCCUGUGUUCGUCACAGGAGGCAUCGGAGGAGUUCACAGAGACGGAGAGAACAGUCUGGACAUCAGUGCUGAUUUGACGGAGCUCGGCAGGACUCCCAUCGCAGUCAUCUCUGCUGGGGUCAAGUCUAUUCUGGACAUCGGUCGUACCCUGGAGUUCCUUGAGACGCAGGGUGUCUGUGUGGCCACUUAUGGAGCGACGAAGAAUUUCCCAGCCUUCUUCUCGCCACAGAGCGGAUUCAUGUCUCCAUGCCAGGUGUGCAGCCCUGCGGAGGCUGCAAAGCUCAUUGCGAGCGCUCUGUCUCUGGGUCUCCAAAGUGGCGUCCUGUUAGUGGUGCCCAUCCCAGAGGAGCAUGCAGCAGCCGGCCAGCUGAUAGAGGAAGCCAUACAGGCUGCAGUAGCAGAGGCAAGGGCUAAAGGGAUAACAGGAAGAGAUGUGACGCCAUUCAUUCUUAAAAUGGUCAAUGAGCUGACUGAGGGAAAGUCUCUUCAGGCCAAUAUUGCUCUCAUUCAUAACAAUGCUAAAGUUGGCAGUCAAAUAGCCUGCGCGCUGUCAAAACAAAUGACUGAGAGAAAGUCCAAUGGCAACGCUCAUCAUCAUGGAAAACACUCAUCGGACUCGGAUAUUGUUGUCAUAGGGGGAAUAAACGUUGAUUUUAUUGCAAAAGGCAAGACGGAAACACUUCAUUUUGGACAGACCAACCCAGGAAGUGUGUGUCAGUCAUUUGGUGGUGUAGGACGGAACAUCGCUGACUCUCUGAGUCGUUUAGGUCGGAGUCCCCUGCUCAUCUCAGCCACUGGAGCUGAUUCACACAGCAAAGCAGUGUUACACUAUUGUAAACAUAUGAACAUGAGCGGUGUGCUCAGACUAGAAGAGCAAAACACAGCGACUUACUGCGCUGUUAUCACGGAGAGUGGAGAACUGAGUCUUGGAUUGGGAGACAUGGACGUUCAUCAGCAGAUCACAGAGCAGUAUGUGUCACAGUUUGAGAAGCAGCUUUCAUCGGCCACUCUUGUGUGUCUCGAUGGAAACAUUCCCGUUUCCACCAUCGAUUAUGUUUGCUCCAUUGCCAGAAAACACAACAUCAAUGUUUGGUAUGAGCCAACGGAUUCAGAAAAGGCUUCUAAGCCUUUCCUGUCAGACGCCUGGAAGUCUCUGUGCUAUUCAUCUCCAAACCUGGCAGAGUUGCGCACCAUGAACAAAACACUGGGUCUCCCAACACCUGAAGUGCUACCGAGCUCUCUCGAGGAGGUGCUGAGUGUUGCUGUGGCUCUCUCCCGCCCCCUGCUGGAGCACGUGCAUUGUCUGGUGGUGACUCUGGGGGCCAGUGGAGUGCUGGUGUGUGGAGAGCAUGACGCAGGCUCUGUCAACCUGCAGCCAAGAAAACUGAAGAGGAGGAGGCGGCUGUGUGCUGUCCACUACCCAGCACUGACUGUGACGGCAGAAGAGACAAAGAAUGUGUCUGGAGCAGGAGACAGUCUCGCAGGUGCUUUAAUGGCUGGGAUUCUCCAGCGGCGAGACACUGACAGCUGUGUUCGAAUGGGCCUCCUGGCCGCACGGUUGUCCCUGGGGUCAUCGCACCCCAUCGCCCCUACGCUCACCCCAGAUUCUGUGGAUCCCAACAAAAUCCAGACUCAGUGCUGGCCCAAACCCAGUUUCAUGUGGCUAAAUUAAAUUAAAUUAAAAAAUAUUUUCAAAUAUG
Molecule: messenger RNA, 2696 nt
Organism: Pseudoliparis swirei
Lineage: Eukaryota; Metazoa; Chordata; Actinopteri; Perciformes; Liparidae
Exons: 19
Coding region: 569-2668 (699 amino acids)
Molecular function (GO): pseudouridylate synthase activity; kinase activity
Source: RefSeq, a predicted model, not a curated record